AUGCACAAUACCACAGGUGAACGCCUCCAACAACAUCAACACCUCUCCUGGAGAAGGGCCUCAGGACUUUAUGCCAACAACAAACAGUUGAUUGGUGAUGCUGCCCAGAACCAGGCCACUAUGAGCCCCCACAAUGUUAUUUUUGAUGCCAAGGUCCAUAUUUCUGAUGCUGAGGUCCAGCCAGACAUCAAGCACUUCCCCUUCACUGUUUUCAACAAGGCUGGUAAGCCUUACAUCCGAUUGGAGCAGAAGGAGUUUUCUCCCAAGGAAAUCUUGUCGAUGGUUCUUCUUAAGAUGAAGGAGACCGCUGAGUCCUACUUGGGCUACAAUAUCGACGACACUGUCAUCACCGUCCCUGCCUACUUUAACGACUCCCAGAGACAGGCUACAAAGGACGCUGGUACUAUCUCUGGAAUGAAUGUUCUUUGUAUCAUCAACAAGCCCACUGCUGCUGCCAUUGCAUACAGUCUCGACAAAAAGGUUGUCGGUGAGCGCAAUGUCCUCAUCUUCGAUCUUGGAGGAGGAACCUUUGAUGUGUCGCUCUUGACCAUCGAGGAGGGUAUAUUCGAGGUGAAGGCCACUGCUGGUGACACUCACUUGGGUGGUGAGGACUUUGGCAACCAACUCAUCAACCACUUCGCACAAGGGUUCAAGCGCAAGCACAAGAAGGGUGAGUGA
Suillus fuscotomentosus is the source of this 678-nucleotide messenger RNA. Its product is annotated as heat shock protein 70. Lineage: Eukaryota; Fungi; Basidiomycota; Agaricomycetes; Boletales; Suillaceae. The coding region runs from base 1 to 678 and encodes 225 amino acids. The record is from RefSeq and is a predicted model, not a curated record. Gene Ontology annotation, molecular function: heat shock protein binding; misfolded protein binding; ATP-dependent protein folding chaperone. Gene Ontology annotation, cellular component: cytosol; cytoplasm; plasma membrane. Gene Ontology annotation, biological process: cellular response to unfolded protein; vesicle-mediated transport; protein refolding. The transcript has 4 exons.